Messenger RNA from Lizanozyma spartinae, 1974 nucleotides. RefSeq lists its product as uncharacterized. Gene Ontology annotation, molecular function: transmembrane transporter activity. The transcript has 4 exons. Gene Ontology annotation, biological process: transmembrane transport. Lineage: Eukaryota; Fungi; Ascomycota; Pichiomycetes; Serinales; Debaryomycetaceae. The coding region runs from base 1 to 1974 and encodes 657 amino acids. The record is from RefSeq and is a predicted model, not a curated record.
AUGUCUGGUCGUCAAGGUGGUAAGGCUAAGCCAUUAAAGGCUCCUAAGAAGAAGCAACAAGAUUUUGAUGACGAUGAUUUAGCCUUCAAGGCUAAGCAAAAGGCUGAUGCUGCUGCUAAAAAAGAAAUGGCCGAAAAGGCUAAGAAAGGUGGUCCAAUGGUUGGCGGUGGUAUCAAGAAGUCCGUUAGAUCUAGAUUGCUUAUAGCCAGCUUGGCCACGGAGUCACUUGUUGUUAAGGAGGGGAAACAACAAUACAUACGUUUCUUCAUAAUGAAACCCGAUGAAGAAGUGGAAGUACCACCAAUCGAAGACGUCUUUAGUGAUGUUCAAAAAAAACAACAGGAUGUUCCUGAUACCACAACAACAAAUGUUGAAUUAGCAGAUAAACUUGGAAAUGUUCAUAUCAAUAUACUUUCUCAAAGAAAGUUAAUCAUAUGUUUGGCUGCAAUGUCUUUAGGAUUACUUGUAGUCUUUGUUGAUCAAUCAUCAUUAUAUGUUGCGACUCCUAUAAUGGCUAGGGAAUUGAAAGGAGCUCAAAAUUCUAUCAAUUGGGCAGCUACAGCUCAAUUAUUAUCUAACACUUCUGUUCAAAUCUUAUAUGGUAGAUUUGCUGAUAUGUUUGGGAGGAAGACUGUGUUGAUCCUUGCCUUGGGAAUUCUUGCCGUGGCAGAUUUGGCCAGUGGAUUUGCUCAAACUGGUGUGCAGUUCUAUAUCUUUAGAGCAUUCGCAGGUAUAGGAAUUGGCGGGGUUCAAUCUCUCACUAUGGUUAUACUUAGUGAUGUGGUCACAUUAAAAGAUAGAGGGAAAUUUCAAGGGAUUCUUGCAGCUCAAAUUGGUAUUGGCAACUGUGUUGGACCCUUUGCCAUGGCGGCGUUUGUUGAGCAUAGUUCUUGGAGAAACUUUUAUCAUUUGAUAGCACCUAUCGUGGUGGUCGUUUUAAUCACUCUUUAUUUUGUGGUGGACAUUGGGAACAAGAAUGAACUUGAUAAAGUUUUGAAUAAGAGAGAAAAAUUCAAAUCAAUUGAUUACGGUGGAAUAGCAUUUAGUACAACCAGUUUGAUGUUCUUAUUAAUUGCUCUUAAUGGAGGAGGUACCACGUUUGCUUGGAAUAGUGCAAUAGUUAUCUCCAUGUUUACUUUGGGUGGUAUUCUUUUUAUAAUGUUUUUGAUAGUGGAAGGUAAAAUAGCCAAACUUCCAAUGAUACCAUUGGUUCUUUUCACCAGAAGGUCUUUAUCAAUAGUUUUGCUUUCAAAUAUUCUUUUUGGAAUGGCUUAUUAUAGUCUUCAAACUUAUAUCCCUUACUACUUACAAUUGGUUAGGGGAUAUUCAGCAAUAAAGAAUGCAGCAGUGGUAAUUGCCUUGGUUCUACCUCUGUCUAUAACAUCAACGAUCGGAGGCCAAAUCAUUAGUUAUACUGGCCAUUAUUAUUUCGUCAUUAUCACCGGGUACGGGUUAUGGACUUUAGGAAGUGGCCUAUUAUUGUUAAUCACUCCCACUAUUAACAUCGGAUGGGUAGUUUUCAUUUUAAUCAUCACUAGUGUUGGAGUGGGGUGCACUUUCCAACCAACAGUCGUUGCAGCCCAAGCAUUGUCCAAGAAAUCAGAACGAGCAGUUGUUAUAAGUUGUCGUAACGUUAUUAGAUCGUUUGGUGGGGCAUUGGGAAUAGCAAUCUCUUCUUUAAUUAUUUCCAAUGAUGUUUUGAAGUCAAUUAACCGUGCACUGAAGAACCCAACUACAUCAUUAACAAAGAGUCAGCUUGAAUACAUCAAGGAAAACAUUUAUACCAAGGUUGACUUUUCUUUAUUUGAUCCAAGUCAACUAAAAGAACUCCAGAAUAUUUAUAUGAAGGCCAUCAGAAAGUAUUUCUAUAUGACAAUCCCAUUGAUGGGUGUAUGUUUCUUAACAGCAUUCAUGGUAGAAGAUCAUGGGUUGCAUUGUAUUGAUGAACUCCCUCCUGAAGAAAAAGCCAAAUAA